CCCCCCCCGGCACCUGCUGCGGCGGCUCCGGCCAUGGGCGCGCUGCCGCGGGCCGCGCUGGCGCUGGCUGCGCUGCUGGGUGUCUCCUCAGCCGCGCUGGAGGUGAACGUGGGGACGGGCUCGGUCUUCUCCGUGGAGGGGCAGCAAGUGGUGCUGCCCGCCUGGUACACCAGUCACUCCCAGAAAAAGCCCUACGUCACCUGGCUGCUGGAUAGGGAAGAUGCUGACCCCUUCCAGAUCCUGACCUACCUGGACGGGGUGGUGAAGGUGGAGGAGACAGAGCUGAAGCCCCGCGUGGGGUUCCUCUACCCCGUCCUCAGCCACAACAUCUCGGUCUUCAUCAACGCCACCCAGGAGCGCGACUCGGGCCAAUACAUGUGCACCGUCAACGUGGUGGACGACGCCACCAGCACGGGCAAGAACGUCGGCGUCAUCAACCUCACCGUGCUGGUGCCACCGGCCGCCCCUGCCUGCCACCUGCACGGCCACCCAGCCGUGGGAGCCAACGUGACGCUGAGCUGCGCCUCCGAGAAGGGGAAGCCCUCGCCCGCGUACCGGUGGCAGCGCACGGCCCCCACCCUGCAGGUCUUCUUCCCCCCCGCCCAGGACCAGGCCAGGGGCACCCUCAAGCUGACCAACCUCUCCCUGGACAUGUCGGGGGUCUAUGUCUGCGUGGCAGAAAACCGAGCGGGCUCGGCCGAGUGCAGCAUCGCCCUGGAGGUGCACUCAGCUAGCACCAAAGCCGUCAUCGCCGGCGCCGUGCUGGGCUCCCUGGGUGCCCUCGCCAUCGUCGUCUUCUUCGCCCACCAGGUCAUCGGCUACCGGAGGAAGAAACGUGACAGCCAGGAGGAGACUGCCAACGAGAUCAAGGAAGACGCCGUGGCCCCCAAAACCCCGACGUGGGCGCGGAGCCCGGCUUCCGACACCAUCUCCAAAACCAGCACCUUGUCCUCCAUCACCGGCACCCGGGAGAAACCCUACGGAGCCAAACCCCCCUCCGACACCGUCUCCAUCCUCACCGGCAGCUACCGGGGACCCCCGCCCCGAGGAGGAGGGCGCACCCCCACCCUCUCCCCCCCCGCCGUUAAUGGGGCCCCCCAACGCCGCCAUGACCCCGUCGCACCCCCAGGGCCGUUGCCCCCUUCCAGUUUGGCGCGGACGGGCGCCGUCCCCGUCAUGGUGCCAGCACAGAGCCGAGCUGGCUCCUUGGUGUGAGCCCCCGCUCCCCCCCCCCCCCAAAAAAAAAAAAAACGGGGUGCCCUUAUCCAGCACAACACCCACCCCCCCCCCUUUUCUGGGUUGUUGUGUUUUUUUGUUUUUUUGUCCCUUUUUUUUUUUUUUUUUUUUUGCUUCGUUUUAAAAGACACCUCGAGCAGCUGGACUCAUCAUGGGGUUGUUUAAUGGGUGCGUGAGGUUCCCUGGGUCUGGGGGGGCUCCCUGGGUUUGGGGGGACCGGGUCUCCCCAUAAAUAUAACACCCCGAAAUAGUCCCGGUCCCACCCGGGGUCCUCUUUUUUUUUUUUUUUUUUUUUUUUAUAUCUAUCUAUCUAUAUAUCUGUAUCUCAGUUGAAAUGGGGGCUUCUUCGUAAAAGAGCAUUAAAAGCCAGGAGAGUGACGGGGUGGGGGGGGGGCCAACCACUUUUUUUAGGGGUUUUCUGAUUAAAAGCUGGCCGUGCUGUCCGGCA
This is a messenger RNA of Tyto alba (common barn owl), 1684 nucleotides long. RefSeq names its product endothelial cell-selective adhesion molecule-like. Gene Ontology annotation, biological process: homophilic cell-cell adhesion. The record is from RefSeq and is a predicted model, not a curated record. Gene Ontology annotation, cellular component: adherens junction; plasma membrane. NCBI's taxonomy places the organism in Eukaryota, Metazoa, Chordata, Aves, Strigiformes, Tytonidae. Bases 34 to 1215 code for a protein of 393 amino acids. Gene Ontology annotation, molecular function: cell-cell adhesion mediator activity. The transcript is spliced from 7 exons.